AUGAAUUUCUACGAAAACAUUACUUUUAGGAAAACAAAGACACGUUCCUUGACAGAAAAUAGUUCCAUAGAAAAUAGUCCAAACAGUUCCAAGAUAGAUGGCAGCACCGGUAGCUUGCCAAAUAUAUCCAACGAUACAAAUGAUUUACAAAUUCAGGAACUUCAAAGCCAGAUCCAACAGCUCAAUCUGCAACUAAAUUCAGCACACGAGGAGAUUCAAAACUUAAAUUUAGAAAAUACUUCGCUUAAAAACGUAGUCAAGGAACUAACAACUAAAUACGAUAUCUUAAAAAAAGCCACUAAGACAUUAACCACUGAAUCAGUAACACCUGGCAAAUGCAUGCAUACUUCAUCGGCUCCUCGUGCACACAAGAAAAAUAAGAAAAGGGAAUGUUACAAACCCCCCUCUAACAUCAACCAAGAAACUAGCAGGACUCCUGCUGUUCUUAAAUCUAGAAACCAAGUUAAUCAAAUGUCAGAAACUGUGAACAAACCUGCCAAGAAUAAACUAUGUAUUUUAAGUGCUAAUAAAACUAACGACAUUACCUCUAUAGCUAAAGAAACAUUUGAAAACUUGCAGAAACAAAACGAACGAUGGACAUGA
Molecule: messenger RNA, 603 nt
Organism: Spodoptera exigua (beet armyworm)
Lineage: Eukaryota; Metazoa; Arthropoda; Insecta; Lepidoptera; Noctuidae
Source: the annotation of a GenBank genome assembly